This is a messenger RNA of Cydia pomonella (codling moth), 1878 nucleotides long. RefSeq lists its product as uncharacterized. Gene Ontology annotation, biological process: regulation of transcription by RNA polymerase II; mesoderm formation. Gene Ontology annotation, cellular component: nucleus. The transcript has 4 exons. Bases 73 to 789 code for a protein of 238 amino acids. The record is from RefSeq and is a predicted model, not a curated record. Gene Ontology annotation, molecular function: protein dimerization activity; DNA-binding transcription factor activity, RNA polymerase II-specific; RNA polymerase II cis-regulatory region sequence-specific DNA binding. Lineage: Eukaryota; Metazoa; Arthropoda; Insecta; Lepidoptera; Tortricidae.
UUCCGCGUUACGAGGCCGAGUUCAAAUCGAGUUCUGAUACGAAACAGCCUUCUACAAAAUCCCAACUGGAAAAUGUAUAACCAAACGUACGACGACGAAACGCCUAUACCCCUAAUUGCAAACUAUACAGUAGUCAAAGGAAACGAGGAAGAUGACAAGAGGGAGGCCGAAGAUCGGGUUAUUCUAGAAAUAGGGAAAGCAGACGAUAAGCCGAAGGAAGAACUGACGUUCAGCCAUAAGAAGUAUGAUAAGACGACGUCGCACCACCGGUCUUAUGUGUUGGAGGAUUAUUCGGAGACGAGAAAAGUGACUUAUUUUAGGCCGCAUGAAUUAGAAACCAGUCAAGAAGCACCACCACCGACCUAUGGGGUCGGCUACCCUCCCUAUAAAGAGUACGCUCCUCCCAAAGACUAUGCCUCUUCUCUCACCUCCCUGCCAGAUACGGUGCACUCUGAAUCCUCGCUGGACUUUUCUCAUGAGGAUGUAAAACCCGAAGCCGAUGAGAAACACUGGAAGGAACGUGCGCUGCAGCUUGAAAAAGAGUACAAAAAGACUGCAUGCGACCGCGAGCGCACACGUAUGCGCGACAUGAACCGCGCGUUCGACCUGCUUCGGUCCAAGCUGCCCGUCACCAAGCCCACCAAGAAAAAGUACUCCAAGAUCGAGUGUCUCAGGAUUGCAAUCUGUUACAUCCGCCAUUUGGAGUUCAUGCUAACGGACAGCGCCGGCGCAGAGGACAGUACCUUCUUUGAACUGAAUGCUGACUUGCGACGGCGGCAAAGGUUCUAAUCUUCUGAUAAAUUAAGGACUUCUUACGAAGAUUUCUUAUAUUGACCUACCAUUUCCUAUCUCUAUCGCACACGCAUAAUUAUGUUGCUGUCCCGCCCAUGAUGUCGGCGGUUAAUGCCACUGUGCAAGCGGGACAGUAAUAAAAUUAUGCGCCAAUGGUAGAGAUAGAAAAUUGCGGGUGAAUUUACGAUAUUUUUCGGGCUUGGCUACGAUAUUGCCUAGGGUGGGCAUAGAAAACAAACUAUCGAUUUUUCGAAUCAAUUUUUUUUUCUUGUUUUGCUGCUGAGUGUAUGCAUUAUGAAAGAUUUACGGAUAGUCAAUAUACCUACUACGUCGCGAGCUGCACCACUUAGUUGCAUCCGGAUGGAAAAUAGCUAGAAUGAUUUUUUUUUCACAUUUUCCUUCAUAAUUUUUUUUUGCUAUGAAAUAAAAGAAAAAAUGUUAUGGAAUGUCCAAUUUGAGCUCUUCCUGGAGCGCCAUCUCGUUUAUCGGUCAAAUUCGAAGCACGAAAUUUUCUUAGAUUUUACGCAUCUUACUCAAUCAAUGUAACUUUGGCGUAAGUCAAAAGAAAGUCGAGCCUCCAAAUAAGGACUCCGUCAACAAUUUUGUACGUUUUAUUUAAAUACUAGCGGUAAAGAAAAAAACGUUAUUGUAUGAAUUAUACGUAGACACAAUUUGUUUUUGUUUUUGUAAAAAAAAAUUAGAGUUGUCUGAAAAGGACUCAAGCAAGGGUAUACAAAACUCUCUAAAGAGCUGAAAAAAAUUCGAGUUUCGUCUUACACGAGUUUGAAUUACAGGGUUUUAACCUUUUAAUCGCUUAGAAUUUUUCAUCGAGCGUGUUCGUGUCGCCGCUGAUACGAAGUUACACGAAGUUUUGUCAGACUGCGGCGAAAUGAGCUGGAUAUCGUACGAGUAUCAGACUAGGUACGUACGGCGUAACGGCGGCGGCUGCGUGGCGGCGGCGUAGGUACGGCGGUUAAAAGGUUACCCAACAUUAGAUAAUUUAUACUCGGUAAAGGAUUUCAAAUACUUUCAGACCACUGACAAAAGUGACAAAUAGUAAACGUGAAUAAAAACUUGUAAACUGUA